GGGAAGUAUAAUAAUAAUAAUAAUUAUUAUUAUUGUUAAUAGUGGUUUAUUUUUGAGCCGCCUUGCAUUUCUCUCUCUGCAGGCUGCUGCACCACUUGUAUUAGUAAUAUAUAUUCAUGCUCAUGCAUAUUCUUGAAAGUAUAUAAUCACAUGUGCCGGAGGGAAUUCAUUUAAAGACUCGAUUUUUAUUUUAUUUUUUUUGUAUAUGGGCUUGAGGGGAUUCGCUUAAAGGAUUGAUUUUUGUUUAUGGGUUCUUGAUUCAACUUUAUUCAAACAAGUACCACCAAAACUAGAAAUUGUUCCCAAUUGUGGGAUUUGAAUUAGGGAAGAGGUGAAUCUUGGCAUUGAAGUCGAAAACCAUGGCGGCACUUGCUGCGGAGGACUUGGCGGCAGCCAGGUCACUCAGCCGCAGAUCCGCCAGUCGGCGGAUCAGUUUCGCAUCUGUGAGCACUAGGAGUUGGGCUUCGGCUAGUGUGAGGGAGGUUUUCACUGCACCGGGGCAAGAUGCUUUUCAGAGAAGUGGGAGAGAAUACGAUGAUCAAGAGGAGCUUAUGUGGGCCGCCAUUGAGAGGCUCCCGACUUACGAUCGUACGAGGAAAGGUAUUCUCAAGCAAGUGAUGGAUGACGGUAAAAUCGUUCGCGAGGAGGUCGAUUUUGCCAAUCUCGGAAUUCAAGAAAAGAAGCAUCUACUGGAGAAUAUACUCAAAGUUGUUGAUGAUGAUAAUGAGAGGUUCUUGCAGAGGCUCAGAGAUAGAACUGACAGGGUUGGAAUUGAUGUUCCGAAAGUGGAAGUUCGUUUUGAGCAUCUUUCGAUUGAAGGAGAUACAUAUGUUGGAUCGAGGGCACUUCCUACUAUUUUGAACUCUGCCUUGAAUCUGGUCGAGGGAAUCUUUGAAAAAAUAAAGAUUCUACCUUCGAAGAAAAGGGCCGUCAAAAUACUCCACGAUAUCAGCGGAGUUGUAAAACCUUCAAGGAUGACACUACUUCUCGGACCACCUGGCUCGGGGAAAACUAUAUUGCUCAAGGCUCUUGCCGGGAAGCUGGACAACGAUCUUCGGGUAGAUGGAAAUAUCACUUACUGUGGUCACGAGCUGUCGGAAUUCAUUCCUCAGAGGACAUGCUCUUACAUAAGCCAACACGACCUUCACCACGGAGAGAUGACUGUAAGAGAGACACUAGAUUUUUCGGGGCGUUGCUUAGGUGUCGGGACAAGAUACGACCUCCUCGUAGAACUUUCUAGAAGAGAAAAAGAGGCCGGAAUUAAACCCGACCCGGAAAUCGAUGCAUUCAUGAAGGCCACAGCUGUAUCUGGCCAAGAAUCUAGUCUUGAAACGGACUAUGUUCUUAAGAUUCUUGGAUUAGAUAUAUGCGCUGAUAUAUUAGUCGGAGAUGAAAUGAGAAGAGGAAUCUCCGGUGGACAGAAGAAACGUCUCACAACUGGUGAAAUGUUGGUGGGACCCGCGAAAGUUUUCUACAUGGACGAAAUCUCGACCGGUCUCGAUAGUUCGACCACGUUUCAAAUAAUCAAGUACAUGAGACAGAUGGUUCAUAUCAUGGAUGUGACAAUGAUAAUAUCCCUCCUCCAGCCUGCACCCGAAACUUUCGAGCUAUUCGAUGACAUCAUCUUGCUGUCAGAAGGACAGGUCAUCUACCAAGGCCCCCGAGAAAACAUCCUCGAGUUUUUCGAGAGCGUCGGAUUCAAAUGCCCCGAUAGAAAAGGAGUGGCGGAUUUCUUACAAGAAGUCACUUCCGUAAAGGACCAAGAGCAGUACUGGUUCAAGAAAGACGAGCCUUACCGGUUCAUUUCGGUGGCGGAGUUUGUCGACUGCUUCAGCUCUUUCCACGUAGGACAGAAGAUAUGCGAUGAACUGGCUGUACCUUACGACAAAACGAAAGCACAUCCAGCUGCAUUGGUCACCGAAAAAUACGGGAUUUCGAACAUGGAGCUUUUGAAGGCGAAUUUGGCGAGGGAGUGGCUCUUGAUAAAGAGAAACUCGUUCUUGUACAUAUUCAAGAUUUUCCAGAUAACUAUAAUGUCUUUGAUCACUUUCACGGUUUUCUUCCGGACGGAGAUGAAAUCUGGGUCGUUGAUCGAUGGAGGGAAAUUCUACGGUGCUCUGUUUUUCAGUCUUAUUAAUGUGAUGUUUAACGGAACUGCUGAGCUGGCGUUGACGGUUCUUCGACUCCCUGUGUUCUUCAAACAGAGGGAUGCUCUGUUUUACCCUGCUUGGGCUUUUUCUUUACCGAUUUGGCUUCUUAAAAUCCCGCUCUCGUUGGUGGAAUCUAUGAUUUGGGUUGUUCUUACUUAUUACACAAUCGGAUUUGCUCCCGGUGCUGAUAGGUUUUUCCGACAAUUUCUGGCGUUCUUUGCUCUGCAUCAGAUGGCUUUAUCUCUGUUCCGAUUUCUUGCUGCAAUUGGACGAACGCAGGUUGUUGCAAAUGUACUGGCUACCUUCAGUUUGCUAAUGGUCUUUGUUCUUGGUGGUUUUAUUAUUGCAAAAGACGACAUUAAACCGUGGAUGAUAUGGGGCUUUUAUCUUUCUCCUAUGAUGUACGGUCAGAAUGCUAUUGCCAUAAACGAGUUUCUUGAUAAAAGAUGGAGCGCACCUAACAUCGAUGAAAGGUUUACCGAACCAACAGUCGGAAAAGUUCUUCUUAAAAUGAGGGGCAUGUAUACGGAGGACUAUAUGUACUGGGUCUGCGUUAUUGCUCUGUUUGCAUUCUCGAUUAUCUUCAACGUCUUAUUCAUUCUCGCACUGACGUACCUAAAUCCAUUUGGAGAUUCGAGAUCUGUUACUGUGGACGAAGAUACUAAAAAGAAGGAAAGCGUUGGCAAAGCUAUUCCUAUGAGGAAUAAAUCCGAAGGAAGAAAAGGAAUGGUGCUUCCUUUCACCCCCUUGUCACUAGCGUUCGACCGUGUCAACUACUACGUCGACAUGCCAGCUGAAAUGAAAAAAACCGGGAUGGAAGAAACUCGCCUCCAACUACUAAGAAAUGUGAGCGGAGCAUUCCGGCCCGGAGUGCUCACAGCCUUGGUCGGCGUGAGCGGGGCCGGCAAAACAACGUUGAUGGAUGUUUUGGCGGGAAGAAAAACUGGCGGGCAAAUCGAAGGCAGCAUCAGCAUCUCCGGUUACCCAAAGAAUCAAUCCACCUUUGCACGUGUCAGCGGAUACUGCGAACAAACCGACAUCCACUCUCCUCACGUCACCGUUUACGAGUCCGUUGUGUACUCCGCUUGGCUCCGUCUCUCUCCCGACGUUGAUAAAGAAACACGAAAAAUGUUUGUCGAGGAAGUGAUGGAGUUGAUUGAGUUGAACCCGUUGAAGAAUGCUUUGGUGGGCUUACCUGGAGUGGAUGGUUUGUCGACUGAGCAGAGAAAGAGGCUCACAAUAGCGGUUGAAUUAGUUGCUAAUCCUUCGAUUAUUUUCAUGGACGAACCUACUUCUGGGCUCGAUGCUAGAGCUGCUGCUAUUGUUAUGAGAGCUGUGAGGAACACUGUCGAUACGGGAAGAACCGUUGUGUGCACUAUUCAUCAACCCAGUAUAGAUAUUUUUGAAGCUUUCGACGAGCUAUUGUUGAUGAAGAGAGGAGGACAAGUUAUUUACGGUGGACCACUCGGUCAUCAUUCUCGUCUUUUAGUCGAAUACUUUCAAUCUGUGCCUGGACUUCCCGAGAUCAAAGAAGGUUACAAUCCCGCGACCUGGAUGCUCGAUGUCACCACUCCUGCAAUUGAGGCUCAACUCAACGUCGAUUUUGCCGAAAUUUACACCAACUCUGAGUUGCACAAGAGGAACGAAGAACUGAUUAAACAACUGAGUGUUCCAGCACCUGGUUCGCAAGAUUUACAUUUCCCGAAUAAAUACGCACAGUCUUUCAGUUCGCAGUGCAACGCUUGCUUCUGGAAGCAGCAUUUGUCGUACUGGAGGCAUACGCAGUAUAAUUCCAGUAGGUUCUUUAUGACUACGAUUAUCGGAAUUAUAUUCGGAGUCAUAUUUUGGAACAAGGGCACGCAAUUAUCGAAGCAACAAGAUCUGAUGAAUCUACUUGGAGCAAUGUACUCUGCUGUUAUGUUUCUUGGAGGCACGAACACUUCUGCCGUACAAUCAGUCGUAGCGGUCGAACGAACUGUUUUCUAUCGUGAAAAGGCUGCCGGAAUGUAUUCGGCUUUACCUUAUGCAUUUGCUCAGGUGGCGAUCGAGACAAUUUACGUAGCGAUACAGACUUUCGUGUACAGCCUUGUCCUUUACUCGAUGAUUGGGUUCGAGUGGAAGGUGGAGAAAUUCUUUUGGUUCUAUUUCUUCGUGUUUAUGUGCUUCAUCUACUUCACGGCGUACGGUAUGAUGCUUGUGGCCCUCACUCCAAAUUACGCAAUCGCCGCAAUCGUCAUGUCGUUUUUCCUCAGCUUCUGGAAUUUAUUCUCCGGCUUCCUCAUUCCACGAACGGAAAUUCCGAUAUGGUGGAGAUGGUAUUACUGGGCAUCUCCAGUUUCGUGGACGAUAUACGGACUGGUGACGUCACAAGUAGGCGACAAGAGUGAUUUGAUUCAAGUACCUGGGCUUGUCGGAGAUAUUCCGGUCAAAGAGUAUUUGGAACGAUUUUUGGGCUAUAAAUACGACUUCUUGGGAGCUGUGGCCGGAGCACAUGUUGGUUGGGCUAUUUUCUUCUGCUUUGUGUUUGCUUAUGGUAUCAAGUACCUCAAUUUCCAGAGGAGGUGAUGAAAUUAAAUUUAAGCCAUAUUUUAUUCUUUAUAAGAUUUGUAUUAUAUAUUUUUUUUUGGUUUUUUUUUGUUUUGUUUUUGUUUAUGAAGUGUACAAUGUUUUGUUUGUUUGUUUUAUGAAAAUAAUCAUAUGUUGAUUGAGUUUAAAGAUUUUUUUUUUAUUCUUGUCUUGUGGAGAUAA
Erythranthe guttata (spotted monkey flower) is the source of this 4898-nucleotide messenger RNA. RefSeq names its product pleiotropic drug resistance protein 2. Gene Ontology annotation, molecular function: ATP hydrolysis activity; ABC-type transporter activity; ATP binding. Lineage: Eukaryota; Viridiplantae; Streptophyta; Magnoliopsida; Lamiales; Phrymaceae. The record is from RefSeq and is a predicted model, not a curated record. Gene Ontology annotation, cellular component: membrane.